Chelmon rostratus (copperband butterflyfish) is the source of this 5438-nucleotide messenger RNA. RefSeq names its product ring finger protein 144aa (gene rnf144aa). Bases 590 to 1477 code for a protein of 295 amino acids. The transcript has 8 exons. NCBI's taxonomy places the organism in Eukaryota, Metazoa, Chordata, Actinopteri, Chaetodontiformes, Chaetodontidae. Gene Ontology annotation, biological process: positive regulation of proteasomal ubiquitin-dependent protein catabolic process; ubiquitin-dependent protein catabolic process; protein polyubiquitination. The record is from RefSeq and is a predicted model, not a curated record. Gene Ontology annotation, cellular component: Golgi apparatus; cytoplasm; ubiquitin ligase complex. Gene Ontology annotation, molecular function: ubiquitin protein ligase activity; ubiquitin conjugating enzyme binding; zinc ion binding.
ACGGCAGACGGGAAGCCUCUCGCUAACAAAUGGCGUCUCUCCAACGCGGAGCAGCUGAUUUCCCACCGAGCACGGCAGCAGGAGCGGCGGAGAGGUAAACACACCGCCCCCGGAUUCCUCUGCAGCGACGCAGCCUCUUGCUCUUCGCGGGGCUUGUGCAGCAGGCUGGCGGCUGGACGCUGCGCACUCGCCCGUAAUCGAGAGUAGAGACCGCGGUUCCGGUGUAGCAACAAACCCCGCUGAGAAGCCAAACAGACGGGAGCGACUCAGCCGCAGCUCCCCUCUGCUUUUGCUUGUUUAUCUGCCGCCGACGGUCGUUGGUGCUGCACCAGGGCCCGAUCUGAGGCGCUGUAGGCGACAGUAGCGGGUCAAAUGUUUCCACCCCGCUGUUGGAGGGAAACAUAAUGAACAUGGGCAUCACCCCUUCAGAGAUAUCCUCCUCCUCCACCACGACCUCCUCUUCCUCCUCCGCCUGACUGCCUGGCCGCCUCCUCGUUAAUCCAAUUCAGGAGAUCAUCUUCUCAACCCUUCCUGAGGUUACACCAUCAAGACGGCGUUAUCUCAGAAAGCCAGCUCGGUGGCGGUGAAGAUGACCACGGCACGGUACCGUCCCACCUGGGAGCUGGCCGUGGACCCCCUGGUCUCCUGUAAGCUGUGCCUUGGAGAGUUCCCUCUGGAGCAGAUGACCACCAUCACACAGUGCCAAUGUGUCUUCUGCACGCUGUGCCUGAAGCAGUAUGUGGAACUCCUGAUUAAAGAAGGCCUUGAAACUGCUAUCAGCUGUCCAGACUCUGCCUGCCCUAAAAGAGGACACUUGCAGGAAAAUGAGAUCGAGUGCAUGGUGGCCACGGAGAUGAUGCAGAGAUACAAGAAGCUCCAGUUUGAAAGGGAGGUGCUGCUGGACCCGUGCCGGACGUGGUGCCCUUCCUCGACCUGCCAGGCCGUGUGCCAACUAAAGGAAGCAGACUCUCCAGCGCUGCCCCAGCUGGUCCAGUGCGCCGUCUGCGCCCUCGAGUUCUGCUCGGCCUGCAAGGCCAACUGGCACCCCGGGCAGGCCUGCCAGGAGAACAACCUGCCCAUUACCUCCUUCCUACCAGGAGAAAACAGCUCUUUCUAUAAGAACGAAGAGGAUGACGCACCGAUCAAGCGCUGUCCUAAAUGCAAAGUUUACAUCGAGAGGGACGAGGGAUGUGCACAGAUGAUGUGCAAGAACUGCAAGCACGCCUUCUGCUGGUACUGUCUGGAGUCCCUGGAUGAUGACUUUCUCCUGAUCCACUAUGACAAAGGGCCCUGUCGAAACAAACUGGGCCACUCCAGGGCGUCUGUUAUCUGGCACAGAACACAGGUUGUGGGGAUCUUUGCCGGCUUUGGCCUGCUCCUGCUGGUCGCCUCCCCCUUCCUCCUCCUGGCCACUCCCAUCGUCCUCUGCUGCAAGUGCAAGUGCAGCAAAGGGGAUGACGACCCGUUGCCAACCUAACCACGCCGUCAGAGCUGGAGCGGAGAGCCGCUUCAAGGAUGGGCCAUCUUUUUUUCCUUUUCACCCCUUUACGUUAUCUUCCUCCCACCAGCUUUGAGCGCUUCAUAUGUUUUUUGGGCUGAGCCUGCACCAGCCCCAGCCGCUUCGGGAUCCAUCGCUCUGCAUGAGAGAGGCAUGGUAGAAAAGCGAUCCUGCACCUCGGCCUGGAGAGGGGCGCAGGGUCAAAGGUCAGAGGAGGUCAGACUUGUCUAUGGACCGCUGUGUCCGUGUGUGUGAGACGUUGGUGGUUUGGGGACGUGGAGGAAGACUGGGCCACGUCAAGUGGUCCUCAGUGGCGGGUUACUGUGGUGUGGUGUUUGGGCGGGUCAUUACAAACAAAGGAAAAAUCUGAGUUAAAGAUGCUUUUCUCUUGUAUGGACGUUAUCAUGCAAGAGCCACCUUAGAAAGAACUUUUACUUUAUCGCUCUGUUUUGUCGAUUUGUCGUACGCAACAAAAGCUUUUUCCCCACCACCACCACACUCGAUGUAGCUCUACAGAUUCAGUCCGUAGCAUUAGAGUCACACCACGCAUGUUUGGUGUCCACUCGAUGUGCACACUGGGCGUGAUUUCUACAUCACGUCGGCGACUGAGGUAGAGACGGGAGGCUGUUGUCACCCUCGACUCAAUGUACAGCACGUCCUCUUGAUGAUGUCAAUGUUUUAUAACCUGUUGCUUUUAAAUAGACCCGUGCUCAGAGUAGUGUCUAUGUGUUGUACUUUUGAGUGUUUUCCAAACUGUAAGGUACACUUAUUAAAGGGGAUUGCCACUCAAAUCUAAAAAAUACACUUAUUUUGUAAAGUUGACUAGUUUCCUUUAACUUUCAGCUUGUGUUUUAGACCUAAAUGUUCUUUUUUCAUCUUUGACACACCUCCAGACAUUGGAGUCAUCUUUGUGAGAGAGAGAUGGUGUGUUUCCAGAAGAUGUUACAGAUUUUUAUGAUCCUAGAUUCAGAAAUGUCCCAAAUUGAGUAGUUCUCCCCUUUAAGUUCAGCAUCAACGUAAAGUCCGUCAGAGGACUUUGUAUCCACGUGUUGUGGAGACAUUUUAAUACUACGCUAAAAGAGAUGUCACUCCUGUAAGUCUCAGUCCCCAGGUGGUGGUGUAGCCAAAAAGAAAUGAAUAGCCUUAAAUUGAGAAGAGCCAAAAUCAGGCAUUUCCCCCCUGUGCAUUAAAAAGAGUUAAAAGUUGAAUCCAAAUAAUCCCAGGGAAAGCAUGUUUAACAGCAUUUUAAAGCAUUACAGACAGUCAGUGAAGCCCUUUAUAUUCAGAUGAUUCUAUGAUGUCAUCCAUAUGCCACACUGUUAAUAGCCAUACUGUAAAAAAAAACAAAAAAAACUGUCCUAAACUGAUGUUUUGUGUGACCUGGGGCCUGUAUUUCUUAGGCCUUUUAGAGCAGGAGAGCUGAUCAGCAUCCACCCAACCAUCACAAAUGACCCGGAGCUGAACUCGGAUCAGAUCUCCCACUCUUUGAGACUUAACAGGUCCCCGCCGGCCCGAAUUGCAAACUUGCAUAUGUUAGUGGUCCGAGUGUCUUGUUUUGUUUUGUUGGUGGUUAGACCUCCAACAACAAGCAGCUACUCCUUGCAGGGACGUCAGAAAAGCCUACAGAGGAAAUACAAAAGAAUGUUCCAUUUUUUUGGGCAAAUUAUUAUAAAGCUGCUCUCUACUAUAUCACUUUAUCUAUGCAAGUUUGUACAUUACCAUUCUUAACAGGCUAUCGAUCGGUCAUAAUCAACUGUAUGUGAUGAGAAGGUUCGAACAGUGAAAGCUGCAGAAUGUCACCAUGCGUGUGCAUAUCAUGGUUUUUAUUUAAUCAGGGAAUUAUUCAGAAACUGUCCAUUUUAUUUUCAUCAUCUAUAUUGCUGUUAUCUGGCUUUUAGCUAUUAAGUUUUAAAGGUUGUGAUUUGGCCACUUUUCUUAGUUUUUUUUUUAUAGAAUCUCAAAUUUUUUUGUUCAUAUACUUGAACAGCUUUACAAAAAACGCAAGUCUGCGUGAAGUUAGUCAAGGAAAAAAGGUGAAAACAUUAAGUUGACAGAUCAUUUCAGCGUGUUUACCUGUGUUGGGUCUGUGGAAUCAUUUUUUGUUACCAUCCAUAGCCAUUCUAAUGUUCUGAAGAAGCCAUUUAUUACUGCUUACUUUCCCCUUCAUUCUGCUGGAGUUUACCAGUUUUAAUGUAGCAUUUAAUGAGAAGUGUGGCUACAGUUACCAAAAAAAAAGGUGAUCAAUAGUUAACAACAGUAGCUAAUCUAAGCUAAACAGUAGCUAAGCAUCCACAACUCCUGUCCUCAUAAUUUUAGCUCCGAUAUUCAGUAUGAUAAUCCUAAUUAUUAGCAGCCUUAAAUUGAGUACCUAACCUGUAGCCUGUGUUGCUUUCACUGACCUCAUCUACUGUAUGAGCAUGAUAAUUUGAGUUCAAAGCCAGUCCAAUUUCUACCUUUUAAAGUUUGGUGCUUUUCCCCAAAAGAGUUAAAUUCCACAAGCUUUUGUUGUUUUUAUGACAAUCGUGCCAAGCAGAUUUCCUGGAAGGGAUGAGGAAACGGAGCUGUCUACUGUAUGUGCAUUUUGACCAUGUAUUUGUAAUGUAUUAACAGUUUUUACAGGGUGGAAAAUAUUUUAAUGCUUCUUUAUGUAAACGCUGCACUGUAUAUGGGUUUCAUCGUUUUACUUCUUGAUAUGAUCUGUAAUGUGUGUGUGUGUGUGUGUGUGUGUGCGCGUGUGUGGUUUGGUGCCUGCUGUGUUUAGAAGCUGAAAUCGGCGUCAACUCGAUAGAAAAGUCAAUACACCCGAGAGAUUGCAGCUGUACUUUUUAAGGGGUUUCGCAAAUUUAAUGCAUCAGGGCUCUAAUAUCACCAGGACAAAAAUGCAUUUCUUUUCGGGCAAAAUUUCAUUUAACUUCUUCAGCAAAGUCUUGAGCUGGCACAAACUGAAUACAGCCAAACGUACUCGUGGCCACUUCCAUUCUUUUUCUUUACUCAUGUUUGCUGGCACCACCGAACAGGUAGAUACCGUAUUAUGCAACAAAUGUAAAAGGGCCAAACAGCAAACAUUACAAUCACUGCAGCGUCACAAUGCGUAACCGUUUUCCGCCUGUUGAACCACUGCAGCAGAGGAAACAUCAGCACAGGUGUUGGAACAGGACGGCCGGACCGAGUUAAGGGCUUGCUUCUAAGAUUUGGGCUCACAAACGGGAAGCAAGGCGACGUUUAUUUUACAAAGGCUCCAGAUCUACUCUGCAACUAUCCUAAGAUCAAGUUUGGUUACGAGCAGCAAUUUAUAUUUUAUAACCUGUUGUGUCAAGAGAUGAAGCUGCAUGAUUUUUCUCUGACUUCUACAUGUUAAAUAUUACAAUAUUGUAGCCUCUACAGAUCUGUGGAAUGGUAGCGUUGUCACUCUUAUCACCCAGCUGUCUGGUUUAGAUUUUCUUUUUUCAGUUUGUUUUGCUCCCUUUUCUUUCUUUUUUUUUGGACGAAAAUAAGUUUUGAUGUUCAGCCAUAUGAUAUUCAGCACUGGUCAGCCUUCCUAGUUCAGCAGGUUGGCUUCACGUGUCUUUUUCGUUGAUUUAGUUUUUUUCUAAUACGCCUGUGUUACAUCAUAGUCUGUUGUAUUUACAUGAUCUGUUUUAAGAGUGGAAUUCUUUUGGCCUGAUUGGUCAAUUCAAUUCCAAUCAAUCACCUCAGUAGGUGGGAUUAUUGUCAGAGGAAAUGCCGUCUGUACUCAAGACUCCUGUAUUCAGAGAUGGUAAACAGUGUCUCUAGUUUAGGCAGUAAGUGAGAGUUAAUUGACCUGGGUGAUGCGAAGAUAUCAGCAUUGUAAAAUGGCAUAUUUGGAUCAGUUCUGUACAACUUAGACUCGGCAUCUCAGUAUAUCUCCAGUUCCACUAACACUGUGACACCAGGUAUUAAAGGUUGUUGUUUUUUGUGA